Molecule: messenger RNA, 570 nt
Organism: Brassica oleracea var. oleracea
Lineage: Eukaryota; Viridiplantae; Streptophyta; Magnoliopsida; Brassicales; Brassicaceae
Exons: 2
Coding region: 1-570 (189 amino acids)
Source: RefSeq, a predicted model, not a curated record
AUGAAGAGUAAACUUGCAGAAGAUGAUGGUGCCAAAGUGAAAAAUUCGACUGAAUACAGGAGCUUGGCAGGAGCGUUGCAGUACCUUACAUUCACACGCCCAGACAUCUCGUACGCCGUUCAGCAACUAUGUUUGGUCAUGCACGAUCCUCGUGACACUCAUCUUCUCGCCCUUAAACGAGUGAUAUGUUAUAUCCAAGGGACAAAAUCACAAGGCCUCCAGCUACUGAAACAUCAGAAGAUGAACCUCACGGCCUACUCCGGUGCGGACUGGGCUGGAUGCCCCUCGACUCGCCGAUCAACAUCAGGCUAUGCAGUCUUCAUGGGAGAUAACUUGAUCUCUUGUGCCGUCUACCUGUCAACAAACCCGGUUCAACAUCAGAGGACUAAACACAUCGAGAUUGACAUCCACUUCGUGCGAGAGAAGGUCAAACUAGGAGCUGUGCGCGUUCUACACAUACCAGCGUCAAUGCAAUACGCGGACAUCUUCACUAAGAACCUUCUUUCAACACUGUCCGAAAGCUUCAAGUCCAGUUUAGGCGUUAUCCACGCUCCAACUGCGGGAGGGUGA